AUGUCCGAGCUCGCGUCAAGUCGUGUUUGGUUCAUCACCGGGACGUCGAAAGGCUUGGGGCGCGCCCUGCUCGAGGAGGUCCUCAGCCGUGGCGAGCGAGCCGUCGCAACCCUGCGCGAACCAGACGUGCUGGAGCCGCUCGCCGAGCGGUACCCCUCGUCCCAGUUACUCGUCUUCCGCCUGGAUGUCUCGAGCUAUGCAGAGAUCGAAGACGCAUUUCGAGCGACGGAGGUUCACUUUGGUCGGCUCGACGUAGUGGUGAAUAACGCUGGAUACGCGGUUGAAGGCGAGAUCGAAGCUACUCCUGAGAACGCUGCUCGAGCGCAGAUGGAGGUCUGCUUUUGGGGCCCAGCGAACAUUACAAAAGAGGCCAGUCAAAUACCUCAAUCGAUCCGGUUCUUCAGGGAUGUGAAUCCCCUUGGGCAAGGCGGCCGUGUUCUGAACAUAUCCUCGAUUUGUGGGUAUUCGGGCAAUCCCACAUUUUCAUACUACUGUGCAGCAAAAUUUGCCUUGGAAGCCUUUACAGAGUCGUUCAUCAAGGAGAUGCUCCCUGAAUGGAACAUCAAAGGCGUCAUCGUCGAGCCGGGAGGCUUCCGUACCGACUGGAACGCGGGAUCGCUCGUCCGGUUCCCUGCCCCUCCACAGUACGACACCCCCGAGUCACCAACCGUGCGGUUCAGGAAGAUGACCGCACAGACGUACAUCGGAGACCCGGCGAAGGCAGCCAAGGCGCUUGUGCAGAUAGCGGACAUGGACGAGCUGCCGCUGCGGAUCCAGCUGGGCACGGAGAGUCUGCUCGUGGUCAGGAACAAGGCGGUGAGAACUAUACAGGACGGCGAGAGGUAUGCUGAGCUGGCGCAUUCGACGAACGUGGACGGGGUCGACAAGGAUGCUGUCCUGGAGAUGUUCAAGGAAAUCAAUGCUUGACACGAAUACUAUCACCGAUCCUUCCUCCUCCUGACAUAGCUUGAGUACUUAUAAAAGCAGUCGGUGAACUGUUGGAUUCAGUAGGGCGGGAGGAAUACGCGCUCCGCCUACGCGGUUGUGGCGAUUCACGUGAUGUGUCGCGUUG
This is a messenger RNA of Fomitopsis serialis, 1072 nucleotides long. RefSeq lists its product as uncharacterized. The transcript is spliced from 4 exons. The coding region runs from base 1 to 927 and encodes 308 amino acids. NCBI's taxonomy places the organism in Eukaryota, Fungi, Basidiomycota, Agaricomycetes, Polyporales, Fomitopsidaceae. The record is from RefSeq and is a predicted model, not a curated record.